Messenger RNA from Sardina pilchardus (European sardine), 2578 nucleotides. Its product is annotated as protein NLRC3-like. The record is from RefSeq and is a predicted model, not a curated record. Lineage: Eukaryota; Metazoa; Chordata; Actinopteri; Clupeiformes; Clupeidae. The coding region runs from base 1 to 2433 and encodes 810 amino acids. The transcript is spliced from 8 exons. Gene Ontology annotation, biological process: intracellular signal transduction.
AUGAGUCAGCAUGGAGCCUCUGCUGGUGGCCAUGGACAUUCAAGGCCAGUGGAUGAGAGGACACACUCCCCUGCACCCAGCUGUGUGUCCAUGAAGAGCCAUCACUCAAAGGAUAAGGAUCCCAACUUCAGAGAGGGAGGCAGUCAUUCUGAAGCCAGGCCAGUGGAUGAGAGGACACACUCCCCUGCACCCAGCUGUGUGUCCAUGAAGAGCCAUCGCUCAAAGGAUGAGGAUCCCAACUUCAGAGAGGGAGGCAGUCAUUACGAUGCCAGCAUCCAACAGGAAGAACAAACAAGUCAUCCCACCAUCAGCAAUGUCUAUCAAAAAGAGCUGUCUACAUUAUUCAUGAAGCUUGAGGAAAAAGUCAUGACCUUCAUGAAGACGGAACUGAAGAGACUCAAGAAGCUCCUGAGUCAUGAUUACCCAGAAUCCCCUUGUGAUGAAGAGAAGGAUGAGGAGGACCAGAGAGAUGCCAGAGAUGGAGCUCUGAAGAUUGCAGUGCACAUCCUGAGGAACAUGAGUCAGGAGAUCCUCGCUCAGCAGCUGGAGAAAUAUGGACUGCUUCCUAGAUGUCAACAAGAGCUCAAAUAUAGGCUAGCAAGGAAGUGUCAGAGUGUAUGUGAAGGCAUCCCAAAGCAGGGAAAGUCUACUUUUCUGGAGAAGAUCUACACAGAGCUCUACAUCACAGAAGGGGAAAGUGUAGAGGUGAAUACUGAACAUGAAGUCAGACAGAUUGAGAUGGUAUCCAAGAGUCAAGUAUCAAAGGAGGAAAAAGCAAUCAAAUAUACGGACAUCUUCAAGCCCUUACCUGGACAGGACAAACCCAUCAGAACUGUGCUUACAAAGGGAGUGGCUGGCAUUGGAAAAACAGUGUCUGUGCAGAAGUUCAUUCUGGACUGGACUGAAGGCAAAGCACAUCAAAAUAUCCAUUUCAUAUUUCCUCUUCCUUUUCGGGAGCUGAACCUGAUGAAAGACAAAAACUUCACCCUUUUGGACUUCAUUCAUCAUUUCUUCACUGAAACAAAAGACUUUGCCUUCUCCAACAAGGACAGAUACAACAUUGCCUUCAUCUUUGAUGGUCUGGACGAAAGCAGACUUCCUCUGGAUUUCCAGCACAAUGCAUGCAUCUACAGCAUAACAGAAUCUGCCUCUGUGGAUGUCCUUCUCACAAACCUGAUCCAGGGGAAUCUGCUUCCCUCUGCUCUUGUUUGGAUCACCUCCCGACCAGCAGCAGCCAAUCAAAUUCCUCCAGAGUAUGUGAAUCAGGUAACAGAAGUCCGGGGUUUCAGUGACCCACAGAAGGAGGAGUACUUCAGGAAGAAAAUCACAGAAGAGGAACUGGCAAACAGAAUCAUCACACACCUGAAGUCAUCCCGGAGCCUCUACAUCAUGUGCCAUAUUCCAGUCUUCUGUUGGAUGUCAGCCACUGUUCUGGAGAGCAUCAUGACUGAAGCAGAGAGUGGAGAGAUUCCAAACUCUUUGACUCAAAUGUACACACACUUCCUGGUCAUACAAUCCAAAAAUAGGAGUCAGAAGUAUGAAAACAUGUGGAACCAGAAGACCAUUCUGUCACUGGGGAAACUGGCUUUUCAACAGCUGGAGAAGGGCAAUCUGAUCUUCUAUGAUAAAGACCUGAGAGAGUGUGGCAUAGAUGUCAGACAAGCAUCAGUGUACUCAGGAGUGUGCACUCAGAUCUUCAGAGAGGAGGCUGGGCUGUACCAGGGGAAAGUGUUCUGCUUUGUUCAUCUGAGCAUUCAGGAGUUUCUAGCAGCUCUAUAUGUGUUCCUCACAUUCCAGAACACAGGGAUCAAUAUACUGGAUCAGCAGCCAAGAGGUGUUUUUUCUUUUCUGAAGACAAAGAAUGAAAACAUCAAUUACCUAUACAAGACUGCAGUGGAUCUGGCAUUAAACAGUGAGCAUGGACACCUGGAUCUUUUCCUGAGGUUUCUUCUGGGCCUCUCAUUGGAGUCCAAUCAGAAAUACUUACAAGACCUGCAGCCCAGGUCAGGAAGCAGCUCAUUACACACAGAGGAAACAGUCAAGUACAUCAAGGAGGAGAUCAGAGAAACCACCAGCCCAGAGAGAUGCAUCAACCUGUUCCACUGUCUGAAUGAACUGAAUGACCACUCUCUGGUGGAGGAGGUCCAGGGCUACUUGAGGAAGGACAACACAUCCAGAAAGAAUCCCUCUCUUUCCCAGCUGUCAGCUCUGGCUUUUGUGCUGCUGAUGUCAGACCAGGAACUGGAGGAGUUUGACCUGUGGGAUUAUGCAGGAUGGAGUUCACCUGCCAGAUCAGAUGCAGGUCUGCUGAGGAUGCUGCCAGUGGUCAAAGCAUCUAAAAGAAUCCAAGUAUUGGGCGCUUCAUUCGGGAGAUGGGCCUCUGCCGUGAGAGGGCACAUUGUCUCGGUCAGUGUAUGGGCUGCAGGAUUGUAACCUCACAGUGGAGAGCUGUGCAGCUUUAUCUUCAGCUCUCAGAUCAAACUCUUCCAGUCUGAGACAGCUGAACCUGAGAGACAAUAAUGUGGGAGAUUCAGGAGUGGAGCUGCUUUCUACUGGUCUGGAGCAUCCAAACUGUAGA